Molecule: messenger RNA, 1461 nt
Organism: Westerdykella ornata
Lineage: Eukaryota; Fungi; Ascomycota; Dothideomycetes; Pleosporales; Sporormiaceae
Exons: 4
Coding region: 1-1461 (486 amino acids)
Source: RefSeq, a predicted model, not a curated record
AUGAAGCCCAGUGUUUCCUUCGCUGCUCUCAGCUUCGGUGCACUGGCGUCGGCUGGAUUCGUUCCGGCUGAUCGACGUUCACCCCUCGCAUCUCCCUCGUUUUCAUCAUUGAUUCGACAUUCCGGUCGUGGCCCACCGACUCCUGCCUUCCCAACCCCCCACAAUACACCAUCUCGUCUCUUCAAUUUGACCGCUGAGGGUCCCACGUGUGCGAAUGGUCCCAUCCGACAGAUUGAAAAUGGACAAAACCGUAUUGGUGGAGAUGAUGGCGUCGGCACAUACCUCCUCAAGGAUGGCAAGAUAUUUGACAUGUCCCGUCGUGGUUGCACGUUGACACCCCCGACCAAUCAAUGGCAGUGCAAUGAGGGUGUCCUCCCAUCCCCCGGUUUCGGCAUCUCCAAGGACGGCCUGCUCACGUACCUUGACCGCACUACGUUUUGGGCUUGUCCAGUCAAUGACUUCUGCGUCUGGAACACGUACUCCGAGCCUAUCAAGAACCAGUUGAAGUGUGUUGAGAUCAAACUUCGUGCGCAAGAGCGUGGACAGUCAGGCGGAAAAUCCUCCGAGUUACCCAAGGAGCGGCCUCAAACUCCAUCGCAGCCUAGUCCCGGACCCGAUGGUCCCGUUCCUUGGGGUAAACCAGCGCCACCUCCGUCCCCCAUUCCCACAAGCCGAGUGGGAGAGUCCUCUGCGGCGCGUUCACAAACAGCGAAUCCCCGUGAGCAGCCAGCGCCAGUCGACCAACCUUCGUACACGUCAGCCUGUCCCGAGAAGUCGACGCAGACCGGGCGGUCUUCGCAAGCACCAUGCGUAGCGGAGCAGCCAACGCCAGUCGGCCAACCUUCAUCCACGUCAGCCUGUCCCGAGAAGUCGACGCAGACCGGACGGUCUUCAGAAGCACCAUGCGUAGCGGAGCAGCCAGCAACCACCCCCCAAUCUCCUUGCCCUCUGGACCUCGAAGGCAAAGUUGUAUACCCAGAGCCCAUCAUUCCCGUCUCGGAACAUCUACCUCACACCGCCCUCGGAGCGCACAGCAAUGGUACCAUCGCCCCCGGCGUCUGCAGCUUGUAUGACUUCAAGAUUGACGCGAAGCAGGAGGGCAAGAAAUGUACCCUCAUGUUCCUUCUCCCGAAGCAGGGUCCGGAGAACGAGAGGCUGUUUACGUUUGGUCAUUUUGACCUCAGCGGACGGUACGAACUCAAAGGCAAAGGAAACCUCUACUUCUUUUGGCUUGAGGAUUUUGCCGACGAAAAGACAACAUGGGCAAACAAAUCCAAGGCAAGUCCCUUUGAGAUUGGCCCGCAACCAAUCAAGCCAGGAAGCAGCAUCGCGGUCCACACAGGCGACUGUCCCGCUGGCGAGAAGUUCACCGUCCAGAUCUGUGGGGAUGGCAAUCUCAAGCUGGAGUAUGAGCAGGGCACUGGCGAAGACUCCAUGGGACUGUUUAUCAGGGUGUGCUAG